Molecule: messenger RNA, 3673 nt
Organism: Cotesia glomerata
Lineage: Eukaryota; Metazoa; Arthropoda; Insecta; Hymenoptera; Braconidae
Gene: fz2
Product: frizzled-2-like
Exons: 2
Coding region: 893-3208 (771 amino acids)
Biological process (GO): canonical Wnt signaling pathway; non-canonical Wnt signaling pathway
Cellular component (GO): plasma membrane
Molecular function (GO): Wnt receptor activity; Wnt-protein binding
Source: RefSeq, a predicted model, not a curated record
GUGUUCCGUACUUGACAUCCGUCGACAACUGACACUACACUCUACACUACUAUGCUCGGUGUGGAGCUUUAACGCCAACCAACCGAUACAGAUACGAGUGUAGAGUACAGAGUACCGAGUAAUAAACCAAGUGAGAAAAGAGGACACAAACUUUUAUCUUUCUCUCUUUCAGGUUUAUAGUGUAGCUGUUGUCGUUUGUCGUCGGAUUGACGACGCGGACGCGAGUCUAUAAAACAUGCGCGCGCGUGUCUCACAGCAUCGAUAAAAGCGUAACGCGUUCGAGCAACCGUGCAUUUCUCGCGUGUCUACUCUGCUAUUUAGUUCAUGCUGACAACAAUUAAAAACAACGACGAUUAUUAAUCACAAUCAACAACAAACACUCAUUUAAAAGCAAUAAUCAUAAAAAAAAAUUACAGGAGCUUUGUCACGUAAAUAAGUUUUCAUUUUCUAUUUAACUUUCAAUCUCUUUAUUCAUUUAUUAACUCGGUGCAUCGCUGCAUUUAAUAAAUUCAAUUGCAUUCAUACAUUCUGUAUCAACCCAUUGAUAAAAACGUGUGACAAGUUUAUUCACCGACAGAUGAAUAAGUAAUUUUAAUCGGCAUUACCAUUUUACUUUUUAAAUUUUAAAAUAACAAGUGUUGCCAAUUAUUUCAAGUGAAGUGUUAUUCAAAACUAUUUUUAAUUGCAUUUAUUUUGUGCGACGAUAAUUAAUUUUUAAAGAACAUAAAAAAUUUAUAGUACUAACUGUGGAGUUUAAUUGCAAACUUGAGGCUGAUUUAAAAAGAUUGCUAACAAGGAGAUUGCUCGAGGAUUAAUUUUAAUCUAAUCUGAUGAGAUAAUCAGACAGAGCAGUGAUGCCAACCUCGAGAGUAUAAAAAAUCAGGAGGACGCAAUGGUACGGAGACGAGUAGUUCCGGAAACCAGUGGUGGAAUGCCAGCAAUUUUGCUCACAAUUAUCUUCCCCCUAGUCCUCCUCAUCACAACGACCUCCACAUCAGUGUUAGCCGUACCAAAUGUGCGCUCAGAAUCAGCCUCUGGGCCUGCGAAUAGCGUCAACCCUCUGUCAGGAGCCUCUUCCUCAGCUUCAGUCUCUUCUGGGUCCUCCGGUUCCUCGGGCUCCUUGCUCCCAGGAUCCUCCUCUGGCGCAGGUGUCCCGGCAGCCGGUUCGGGAGCCUCGUCAAUAUCAGCAGUGUCAUCCUCAUCAUCCUCGUCGACGUCCUCGAGUGGGUCAAUCGGAGCGAUUCCAGGAGCAGGUGUCGGUCUAGGAGAUGGAUUGGCAGGUAUCGGCCACUCAUCAUCCGUUCUUGCGUCAAGUGCCAACGGAAAUGGCAGGUGUGAGGACAUCACGAUCCCGAUGUGUCGCGGAAUCGGGUACAACCUGACAGCGAUGCCGAACGAGCUGAACCACGACACUCAGGACGAAGCGGGGCUGGAGGUCCAUCAGUUCUGGCCGCUAGUAGAGAUAAAAUGCUCUCCGGACUUGAAAUUCUUCUUAUGCUCGAUGUACACGCCGAUCUGCUUGCCGGAGUACAGCAAGCCCUUACCAGCUUGCCGAAGCGUCUGCGAGAGGGCUCGGGCAGGUUGUGCGCCGCUGAUGCAGCAGUACGGCUUCUCCUGGCCGGAGAGAAUGGCCUGCGAGCGGCUGCCCAACCAGGGCGACCCGGAAAACCUCUGCAUGGAGCAAGACAACCACACCAGCAGCGGUGGCUCAGGAGGGUCAGGAGGCCCAGCUAGCAUGGCUCCCCUUCCGCCAGGCCCUCCGCGGCCCCCUCGACCCACUAAACCAUCAACGACCUCUCGUUGCAAAGGCAAGAACUCAAAAAACUGUCAGCAUCCUCCAGGGGAAAGGGCAAGGGACUGCUUGUGCCGUUGCAAAGCUCCCCUCGUGCCUCUGGGGGUAACAAGCAGCGGCAUAGGCACAAGCGGCCACGCGGCGGGAAUCCUGGGAGUGGGGGCCGGAACCACCCACAUCGUCGGGGUCCCGGUGUCGCCAAUCGGACUGGACACGAUAACCCUGACAAACAACCCGAACUACCCGGGCAUUGCCGGGGUAAGAGACUGCGCUCUGCCCUGCCACGGAGUACUCCUGUCCCCCGAGGAGAGAGGCUUCGCAGCGGUCUGGUUAACUCUCUGGAGCGGCCUCUGCGCCGCAAGCACCCUCACAACCGUAAUCACCUUCCUCAUCGACACCCAGCGGUUUAAGUACCCGGAAAGGCCGAUCGUUUUCUUAUCAGCUUGCUACUUCGUCGUAUCUUUAGGCUACUUAGCAAGGAGUGUGUUAGGACACGAGGAGAUCGCUUGCGAUGGUCCAGCGCUGAGAUCAGGAGCUCAAGGUCCAGGAACCUGCGUCACCGUUUUUCUCAUGAUUUACUUCUUCGGAAUGGCCUCGUCAGUCUGGUGGGUCAUCUUGGCGUUCACCUGGUUCCUGGCAGCAGGUCUCAAGUGGGGAAAUGAAGCGAUAACUUCCUACUCUCAAUACUUUCAUUUGGCAGCCUGGCUAGCCCCGACAGCUCAGACGGUCUGGGCCCUUUUGGCCGGGGGAAUUGCUGGGGAUCCAGUGGCCGGAGUCUGUACAGUCGCGCCAGAGGGAGUCCAGAAAUUCAUCCUCGUACCUCUUCUAGUCUACUUACUCCUUGGGACGAGUUUUCUCCUGGCCGGGUUCGUCAGUCUCUUCAGAAUACGUUCGGUGAUCAAAAGACAGCCCGGCGCGAAGGCGGACAAGCUGGAGAAGCUGAUGAUCCGGAUCGGAGUCUUCUCGGUGCUGUACACAGUUCCAGCUAGCGCAGUCUUGGGAUGCUACUUGUACGAGUCGACUCAACGCGACGAGUGGAUCGCUCACCUGGCGUGUCCUUGCAGGCCGCAGUCAAAGCCCAUCUAUUCAAUCCUGAUGCUGAAGUACUUCAUGGCGCUGGCGGUGGGAAUAACCUCUGGAGUCUGGAUCUGGAGUGGAAAGACUCUGGACUCCUGGAGGCGGCUCUGGAGACGCUUGUUCGGCGGCGGAGUCACCGCUGGCGGAAACACCGGCCUCGCGGGAGUUACAGGAGUCAGCGGGAUCGGAAGCGCGAGCAUGAAGGGACGGUCUAUGAUGCCCAGCUACGCAGCCUCCGGGCCUGGAAGCGCGCUCCUGCCACCUGGGAGCGUCGCCAGCGCCUCUCAACACCACUUGCAUCAUCAUGUACUGAAACAACCCCCGCUGUCGCAUGUAUGACGUCACCAGUCGGCGGGAGGCGACAUGAACUCGGCUGGGUGCGAGCCCCAGUCACAGCUACAGCAGUCACAGUUACAGCAGCAGCAACACAACGAAAGGCCUUCCGCCCUGAGCAACUACGGACCCAUUUAGCCCUUCGCCUCCGCCUCGUCCAGGAGGCACACACCCGCCCACACUGCGCCACACACCCCACACAGUGCUGCCACUAUCUACUCCAGACGCUCGCUGGCUUCUACCACGGGACCUCUCACCCCUGCCCACGGUCUCGCGCCCUCUUACACUCAAGCUACCGAUGUCUGAUCCAACCUUUCAUCUUCUUUUGGUAACAACCUGUGGUAGCUUUUUUGAUUAAUUUAUUAAUUCAUUAAUUAAUGUAGCAAACUAAUUUAUUUAUUGAAUUAGUGAGUGGAAAAAAUGAAUCCCGGAAAAAAUAAACCAGAAAAAAUAGACCUGGAAAAAAUUUUA